AGCAGUAUAUAUGGCCUCUACAGUCCGAAUUAGGGCGCUAGUCAUUUUUAUCUCUUAUAUAACUUCCGGCAAUUCUCUUGGUGUCAUUUAACCGUAUCAAUUGAUGCGUCACCUGUGGUCGCGCACGAUCUAUUGUAAAGGCCAUCAUAGUUCAACACCCCGGGCAACAAUUUUAGCGGUUUACCAACGGAAAGCGUUCUGUUGCCAGGCGAGGGUUUUGAAUUCAGCAACGCAGGAAACCUAUUCCAGACUCUUGAUCAAGUAUAAAAUGGCCCAGUCAGCAUCAACUUCGUCAUUGCGCUUUGCAGAUGUCGCCGUUACAUACACCGCAGACCAAUUUCAGGGCAUCUAUCGAGGCAAACAGUACCAUGAAUCAGACUUCGCAGAAGUCCUUAAACGUGCCAAAGAGUAUGGCUGCGACAAGAUCAUGCUCACUACCAUGACCCUUCCAGGAGCUCAUGAGAACUUGAAAGUUGUGAAAGAAUUUCCGGACAUGUGCACUAUGACAUUAGGGGUGCAUCCGUACCAUGCGGCCGAGAUAUACGUUGAAAAUGAUGGAAGCGAGUAUCUUGGAAACCUUCGCAAGCUUGGAGAAACCCUUCGAGCCGAGAAUCCGUCGCCACUGGUAGCCUUCGGAGAAAUUGGACUUGAUUAUGAAUAUUUGGACCGCGCCGACAAAGCGACCCAGCAGCGUGCUUUCCGCGACCAGCUGGAACUGGCCAUCGAAUUUCAAUUACCUCUUUUCCUGCAUGUGCGCGAGUCGUGUGCCGAUUUCAUUUCGAUCAUCCGACCUUACCUGUCCAAGUUGCCGCGCGGCGGGUUGGUGCAUUCUUUCGCUGGGUCGAAAGAGGAGAUGUUGCAGUUGGUUGAGCUGGGCUUUGACAUCAGUGUCAAUGGUGUUUGUUUCCGUACUGAAAAACAACUGGAGAUGGUCCGGCACAUUCCCUUGGACAAACUGCAGCUUGAGACCGAUGCUCCGUGGUGUGAGAUUCAAAACAAUGACGAGAAAAUUGCCCCAUUUCUCGCCAAUGCAAAGCCGCUACCUCCAUCUCGCAAGCACAACAAAUUUAUUCUGGGACAAAUGGUCAAGACGAGAAAUGAAAGCUGUACGAUUGAACGUGUUGCUCUGGUUGUGGCAGGCUUGAAAGGUAUUUCACUGGAGGAGAUCUCACAGGCGGCGUGGAAUAACAGUGUUCGAAUGUUCGGUUUAGGAGUACAGGGUCAGUGAUCUUGAGAUAAUCCUGUUUACAUUUACUAUAGAGUAUCGAGUACAUAGAGAUUAUGCGCAUAUAGACAUGACAUUCACGCUCGAGCAGACGCCGUGCCUUUACAUCUACAGUACGUUUAAUCUCGAUAUAUGACGUCUAAUGCAUGUUGUAGUUCCUUGAGAGUGUAAAUAGCAUACCCUCAAGAAAUUUAGUGCACAUAGUAGGCGAAACACUGUGC
This is a messenger RNA of Aspergillus pseudonomiae, 1446 nucleotides long. RefSeq names its product TatD family hydrolase. Gene Ontology annotation, molecular function: 3'-5'-DNA exonuclease activity. Gene Ontology annotation, cellular component: cytosol. The record is from RefSeq and is a predicted model, not a curated record. The coding region runs from base 104 to 1228 and encodes 374 amino acids. NCBI's taxonomy places the organism in Eukaryota, Fungi, Ascomycota, Eurotiomycetes, Eurotiales, Aspergillaceae. The transcript is spliced from 2 exons.